CAGCCUUCGGCUGAGGAGCGGGUUCGGCGGCCUCCAGCCGAGAAAGUUGCUCCGAGGAGAGGCGGAGUCGGGCCGGGCCGAGGCGGACGCGCAGGGUGGGCGUCCCGGGCGGACGGCGCCUUGACCGCCGGCGCGUCCCGGGGGUUCCGAUUUGAAGACCCGGCUUCUCAUCGCCAACUGGAUUAUGCCCAAGGCUCUACUACCCAAUGAUCCUCUUGCAACACGCCGGCCUUCCUCUGCCUAAGCGGUCCUCAUCCUCUCCUCCUAUGUCAGUAGCCACUAGGUCUACAGGAACCUUGCAGCUUCCACCACAGAAGCCUUUUGGGCAGGAGACUUCCUUGCCUCUGGCAGGGGAAGAAGAGUUACCUAAGGGAGGGGAGCAAGACUCUGCCCUGGAGGAGCUAUGUAAGCCUCUGUACUGCAAACUCUGCAAUGUCACCUUGAACUCUGCGCAGCAAGCCCAGGCGCAUUAUCAGGGUAAAAAUCAUGGUAAGAAACUUCGAAAUUACUAUGCAGCAAAUAGCUGUCCUCCUCCUGCCAGAAUGAGCAAUGUGGUGGAGCCUGCAGCUACUCCAGUUGUCCCAGUCCCUCCGCAGAUGGGCUCCUUUAAACCAGGAGGCAGAGUGAUCCUGGCCACAGAGAAUGAUUACUGUAAGCUCUGUGAUGCCUCCUUUAGUUCUCCGGCUGUGGCCCAGGCUCACUAUCAAGGGAAGAAUCAUGCCAAGAGGCUGCGGUUGGCGGAAGCUCAGAGUAACUCAUUCUCGGAAUCCUCAGAGGUGGGUCAACGGCGGGCCCGGAAAGAUGGGAAUGAAUUUAAGAUGAUGCCUAAUAGAAGAAAUAUGUAUGCAGUACAGAAUAAUUCAGCAGGUCCUUACUUCAAUCCCCGCUCUCGGCAGAGAAUUCCACGUGAUUUAGCCAUGUGUGUUACUCCAAGUGGCCAGUUUUACUGCUCAAUGUGUAAUGUUGGGGCUGGCGAAGAGGUGGAAUUCCGGCAGCAUUUAGAGAGCAAGCAACAUAAAAGCAAGGUGUCUGAACAGCGGUAUAGGAAUGAGAUGGAGAAUCUGGGAUAUGUAUAGUGAUUGUUAUAUUCAGAUAGAGCAGCUUGUCCUGCCUGUUGUUUGCCUUCUGUCAACUUGCCCUGCUUUGUGGUCCUUUUGAUAUGAGUAUGUUCUUCUGCUUAGCAUUAAUACAUGUAACCAACCUGCAGUGGUACUGUGAGAUGUCAAAACUGGGGGUGGGCUGGGAGUGGGGGAGAACGUGCUUCUUAGGUCAAAAUGCUUUUUCAGGUCAGUUGUGUUGAGCUACUUAUAGCAUGUGAUCUACCUACCCCAUCAGAAACAACUUUUUAUCUUGGCCAAGUUCGUCAGCUAGUAGCCUGACCACUUACAGCUAUGACUAUUUAAAAAUGUCAUCUUCUUUGCAAUUUUAGUUUUAUGUACUGAUAAAUAAAGAAUUGUAUUAAGUUCUUACUUGAAAUCACAGUAAAAACAGGUAAGCAGAGAUUUCAGUUUCCCAAGGCUUCAUUGGAACCACCACCUCAAUGCAUUGUCGGUGGGAUACGCUAUUAGAAACUGCAUUAGAGUCAUUCCCAGGACCUUUUUUCCUUGGAUUGUUUUCCUCCAUAAUUGAAAUGCAGGUUUUCUUGAAUUCAGACACUUCCAAUGUGCUUGUGUAUUUAAUAGCAGCUAAAGUUAAUUUCCAAUUGUAGAUUUCACACAUUUAGUUGAUACCUUCUUUCCUCCUCUUUUAUUCCCGCCACCCCCGCCCCAGUUGAAUCAGCUUCUGUGACAGGCUCAUUUUUAUACCCCAGCUGUGCUAUGGGUUUUCCAAGUCCCACGUUUGAAUAUCUAAUGAGUUUAAGAUGGAUAUGAUUAAAAGAAUUUUUUUUCACCUGGACUUAGGAAACGUAAAGAUGUGUUAUGUUUUUAAAUUUAGAGUUACUUCAUCAUCGACAGUAACAUAACACUUACAUGAUGGUCUUAACCAUAAGUUCAGAUCUCUUGGUAUUUUGUUUUGGCACACUUUUUAGAUAAUCCAAUCCUUACACUUUACUUACGUUCUUCCUGUCCUGCCGGUUUGUGGCUGUCCUGAAAAAUACUACCACCUGCUGUUUAUAAACAGCAGACAUUUUUUGAAAAGCUAACCAAGUUUCAGUUUCAUCAUUUCGAGUAGAAAAAUACAUGAACUUUAGUUUUAUUCUUUGUAAU
This is a messenger RNA of Cynocephalus volans (Philippine flying lemur), 2207 nucleotides long. It is a transcript of the gene ZMAT3, whose product is annotated as zinc finger matrin-type 3. The coding region runs from base 207 to 1076 and encodes 289 amino acids. The record is from RefSeq and is a predicted model, not a curated record. Gene Ontology annotation, molecular function: nucleic acid binding; zinc ion binding. NCBI's taxonomy places the organism in Eukaryota, Metazoa, Chordata, Mammalia, Dermoptera, Cynocephalidae. The transcript has 6 exons.